AUGGGAUUCUUUGAUUCGAUUACCAGCAUGGUAAAUUCUGGUUUCCAUCAACCACCUUCUUAUGAAAAACGAAAGCUCUAUCGUUUUGCGGAAGUUCUUGGCAGUGGUACUUUCGGUACUGUCAGACAAGCUACCCGUAUAUCAGACAAAAAGGAAGUGGCAAUAAAGGUUAUCUCCAAAAAGUUUAUGAAAGGACAUUAUGACAUGGUUCACUCUGAGAUGGAGAUCAUGCAAGGUCUUGAUCAUCCUAAUGUCAUUGGUUUCUAUGAUUGGUUUGAAUCCCGUGAUCACUUUUAUCUUGUGUUUGAGUUGGCUACUGGUGGUGAAUUGUUUGAACGUCUGUUUGAGCGUGGCAAAUUUACAGAAAAGGAUGCAGUUUUGAUUGUAAAGUCGGUUGUGAAUGGUUUACAGUAUAUUCACGCACAUAAUGUUAUUCACAGAGAUAUGAAGCCUGAAAAUUUGCUCUUCAAGAGUCCAGACUCGGAUGCCAACCUAGCCAUUUGUGACUUUGGUAUUGCAACAGAAGCAGUUGCGGAUCCAUCUGGAGAUCAACCUAUUUGUGGUUCACCCGGUUAUGUUGCACCAGAGGUUAUUCUCGGACAUGGCUAUUCUUCUGCAGUAGACAUGUGGGCGAUGGGUGUGAUUACCUAUGUAUUGUUAUGUGGUUACCAACCUUUCCAGGCUGAAGAUCAGGUAGAGCUUUUUGAUUCCAUCAGCCACGCUCGUUUUGAAUUCCACGAAAGAUACUGGCGAAACAUUUCCUUGGAUGCCAAGGAUUUCAUUCGUGGUCUGCUCACAUUGGAUUCUAAGAAACGUAUGACAGCAACCGAGGCAUUGAACCACAAAUGGAUGACAGGCGUCGAUGCUACAGACAUUGAUAUCCUUGAGACCGUCAGAGCCAACUUCAAUCCUCGCAGAACUCUCAAGAAGGCUGUUCGGGCAGUCAAUAUGCUGAACCGUAUGAGAACCAGCGUUUCCUCUCUUUCGCCUACCAAUUCAGAGACUACAAAGACAGACGUACCAGCCACAAAACCUCAUGUCAUACAAGAAGAAAUCACGAAGCAUCAGACUGCACCAGUCUAA
Phycomyces blakesleeanus NRRL 1555(-) is the source of this 1083-nucleotide messenger RNA. RefSeq names its product calcium/calmodulin dependent protein kinase (gene CaMK4). The record is from RefSeq and is a predicted model, not a curated record. The transcript has 10 exons. Gene Ontology annotation, biological process: cellular response to oxidative stress; protein phosphorylation. Gene Ontology annotation, molecular function: ATP binding; calcium/calmodulin-dependent protein kinase activity. Bases 1 to 1083 code for a protein of 360 amino acids. Lineage: Eukaryota; Fungi; Mucoromycota; Mucoromycetes; Mucorales; Phycomycetaceae.